This is a messenger RNA of Scaptodrosophila lebanonensis, 3225 nucleotides long. It is a transcript of the gene Mgat2, whose product is annotated as alpha-1,6-mannosyl-glycoprotein 2-beta-N-acetylglucosaminyltransferase. The transcript is spliced from 11 exons. Gene Ontology annotation, molecular function: alpha-1,6-mannosylglycoprotein 2-beta-N-acetylglucosaminyltransferase activity. Gene Ontology annotation, biological process: oligosaccharide biosynthetic process; protein N-linked glycosylation. Gene Ontology annotation, cellular component: Golgi stack; Golgi membrane. The record is from RefSeq and is a predicted model, not a curated record. NCBI's taxonomy places the organism in Eukaryota, Metazoa, Arthropoda, Insecta, Diptera, Drosophilidae. The coding region runs from base 842 to 2656 and encodes 604 amino acids.
GAUACUUUUGCGUGCGCAACAACAGUAAUGGAGGCAGCUGCAGGCAGCGGACAACCAAUAAAAGUUUAAAGUGUGCGUGCGUCAGUGUGUGCUGUGUGUUUGUUUUGUUGCUGUUGUGGUGGUCAAUGAAAGCGAAAUACCCGGGCAUUUACAUAAAACACAUAAUUAAGCGAAAAUCGAAAUCAAACGGAACCGCGCGAACCUGAAUUUGGUGAAAUGUAGCAACAAAAGUAUCUGUAUCUUUUAGCCGGAGCGUGUGUGAGCGAUGCCCGUGUGCCCGUUGUGUGUGUUGGUGGCCACAGCAGCCGCCGCAGCAGCUGCCACUAUGUAUGUGUAUCGCAAAUGCAUAAAGAUGUCGCAACAAAAACGCGAGCAGAAGCAGCAGCAGCAGCAGAAGCAGCACUGCCAAUAACAAUAGCGACCACAUAUGCAGUACAUACAUAUGUACAUACAUGCAUACAUAUGGACAUACAAACAAACAAACGAACCAACAAAUUAACUAAAUCAAUUUAGAAUGCGAGUUAAUUUUUGCACAAUGCUGCAAAUUGUCCCCGCGGAAGCAAUUGGAACGCAAUCCCAGUUCUCGUGCUCGCACUCGCACUCUCAGAACUGCAAUCUGACCUGGGGCGCCUGAAAAAUCGAUUCGCAACAGGAGGGAAGCAACGACAACAACAGCAACAAUAAUAGCAGUGGCGAAGUCGACGGCAUGCAGCUGCAGUGGACGUCGAAGCCGACGCAGACGCCUACGCAGACGCAGCAACGAAAAUUGCAGCACUUGCUAAUAUUUUUCAAAGAUGAAAGCGCUGGCGAAGUAAACCGUAGCUAAAAAUUCAGACAGAGAAUGUCGAAAAUGAGAGGUCGCAUACUAAUACCGCUGCCCAAUACCGGCGCCAUGGGUCGCAAACGCAACAGUUUCUACCUGCGUAGCAUUUUCAUAUUGGCGCUAUGUAUCUUCGGACUGUUGCAGUACCACAACUUUAACUACUUGGACAACCGUGAAGCGGUGCUUAACGAGGUAACCAAUGAUUCGGUGGACGCCAUAAUGUCGAUGGUGCCGGCACCGCUGCACAAAUAUCUAACGCCACACACACGGAACCACUCCACAGCGGCCGGUGCGCUCUUGCUGAAUGCCAGCGGUGCGGCUCUGGGUGGCUCCGCAUCAGCCGCUGCGGCCACCACCAUCAACUUCGAUGUAUAUCAUCCGCCCAACAUGACGGAGAUCAAGCGUCACAUCAUCAGAUACAACGACAUGCAGAUGGUGCUGAACGAGGACACCUUCGGGCCGCUGCAAAACGAUUCUGUGAUAAUUGUCAUACAGGUGCACACACGCAUCACCUAUCUGCGCCAUCUGAUCGUGAGUUUGGCGCAGGCGCGGGACAUAUCGAAGACACUGCUGAUCUUCUCGCACGACUACUAUGACGAUGACAUUAAUGAUCUGGUGCAGCAGAUUGACUUUUGCAAGGUGCUGCAGAUUUUCUAUCCGUAUUCCAUACAAACGCAUCCGAAUGAGUUCCCAGGCGUCGAUCCCAACGAUUGCCCUCGGAACAUAAAGAAGGAGCAAGCCCUAAUACGUAACUGCAAUAAUGCGUUAUAUCCGGAUCUCUACGGCCACUAUCGGGAGGCCAAGUUCACGCAGACCAAGCAUCACUGGUGGUGGAAGGCGAAUCGCGUGUUCAACGAACUUGAAGUUACUCGUUUCCACACAGGUCUGGUUUUGUUCCUAGAGGAAGAUCACUACGUAGCCGAAGACUUUCUCUAUUUACUAGACAUGAUGCAGAAACGCACCAAAGACUUGUGCCCUCAGUGCAAUGUUCUCUCACUGGGCACCUAUCUAAAGACCUUCAACUACUACACCUACCAUAGCAAGACUAACAAGAAAUCCUAUGCUUCUUCGCUGAUCUCAACAAACAGUCUAUUAGGAUAUAAUAGGAACAAUAAUAGAAACUCACUGCAAUUAGCUGCGUCUUCUUCAUCAUCGCAAUCAGCGCAAUCAUCAUCAACGACAUCAUUUAAAAAUGCGAAAGCCUAUGUGGGCGACACUGUUGAUACUGAUGGCAACAGCAGCAACCACAACAACCAAAAAAAGAACACCGCCACGUCCUAUUCCUCCACAUCCAACACCAACAACAAUGAGAAUAGCAAUAACAGUAAUAACAAAAAUGGUGCACAAACAUGGAGCUAUCAUGUCCUGCCAUCAUUGUAUUCCGUCUAUCAGAAGGUUGAAGUCAUGGCAUGGGUCAGCAGCAAGCAUAACAUGGGUUUUGCAUUCAACCGCACCACCUGGCUGGGCAUUCGCAGAUGUGCGCGACACUUCUGCGGCUAUGACGACUAUAAUUGGGACUGGUCGCUGCAGCACGUGUCCCAGCAGUGUCUGCAACACAAACUUCACGCCAUGAUAGUAAAGGGACCUCGGGUGUUUCACAUUGGCGAGUGUGGAGUUCAUCACAAAAACAAGAACUGUGAAUCAAACCAGGUUAUCUCAAAAGUGCAGCAGGUGCUCCGUAUAGCGCGCAAAUCGCAUCAGCUCUUUCCGCGCUCGCUUACCCUUACUGUGCCCAGUUUGGUGAAGAAAUCGAAACUGCGCAAAGGCAAUGGCGGCUGGGGCGAUCGACGGGAUCAUGAGUUGUGUUUAAACAUGACGCUGCCAAGACGAUAAAGGCGAUUGUACCAAAAAGUUAUUAUAACAGCAGCUAAAUCAGCUUAGUUUAAAAUAUAGCUUAUAAUAUUAAGUUAGCGAAACUAGUGUUAGUUGAACCCUAGUAUUUAUGAAUGGAGAAUCCAAAAAGUUCUUUACAUAAGCGAGCAGAUACUAACUGAUACACGAAAUCCACGCAAAGUUGUGCAUAAAGACACUAAACUACCACUCGUAAUAUAAACAAAGAAAUACAUACUCGUAUAUACAAAAGGUUACUCUCUCCAGUUGCAGCACAAAUCGUUUUGCAACUGAAAUCUCUAGUCACAUUUGUAGAAGCAAUGAUAAUAAGUCAAAAAUCUCUUUCAAAAUUCACACUGUGCCGUUCUCUCAGUUCGAAACUAAUCAUUUGAUAUUGUUUUGGUUCCGUCCAAGAUGAAGGCACCGUAAGUCCAAUUCAGACUAUCGAAAUCGUUACUAGCGCUUACAAUAUCCUACAAUUCUCCGAACUAAACGAAGCCGUUAAGAUGUGCUAUAUUAAUAACUAUAAAAAACAUAUAAUUGAAAUAGAUAUGUCCCAGAUUGUGCCGAAA